Molecule: messenger RNA, 903 nt
Organism: Hansenula ciferrii
Lineage: Eukaryota; Fungi; Ascomycota; Saccharomycetes; Phaffomycetales; Wickerhamomycetaceae
Gene: AIM34
Product: Aim34p
Exons: 1
Coding region: 1-903 (300 amino acids)
Source: RefSeq, a predicted model, not a curated record
AUGUUGAGAAGUGUUAGAUCAUUACCAACCCUUAGAACUUUAGAAUCAACAAUUCAAAAAGAUAUUAAACAACAAUCUAAAAAUUUUCACACUAUAUCAUCAAAAUAUAAUUUAGUUGUUCCAAAUAUUCCAAAUAAUGAAAUGAAUAUCUCAAAUAAAUAUCAAACUUUUUCAAGAUCUGUUCAUCAAAGUUCUAAAACAAAUUCAACUCCAUUAUUUUCAAAUAAAAAUUCUGAAUUUUCUGUAAUGAGUUUAAAUUCAUUGAAAGUAGAAUGUCGUAAACGUGGUUUAAAAAUUAGUGGUAAGAAGGCUGAAUUAGUUUCAAGAAUUUCAACUUAUGAAAAAACUUUCCAAUCAAAUCAAAUAAAUUCAAUAUCAACUUCUUCCAAAAAAUCAAAAAAUUUAAAUUUAAAACCAUUACCAAAAUUACCAACAUCAUCAACAAAGAAACAAUUCACAACAACUUCUAAACCACAAGCAAAAGGUGAUAAUUCCACAAUUGAUUAUAUUAAACCAGUUGAUAUUUCACCACCAAAAUUAGUUUCAGAUGAUUAUAUUGUUAAAAUCCCAUCAUUAUCAACAAAAGCUUCACAAACACCAGUAACAGAAUUAGAAAAACAAUUAAAUCAAUCAUCAAUUCAAAAUCCAAAUUCUAAAAUUGUCUCUAAGGCAGAUGGUUCAUCAACAACUAUAUUUGAAUCUGAUUCAAUAAAUAAAAUUGAUGAACAAAAUUCAAAAGCUUUAAAAACUGAUGUUAAUGAUAUUUAUAAUGGAUUAGAACCUGAAAAACCUUAUGAAUAUCAAGAAGGUAAUAUUUCUGGCAAUGAUAAAACUAUAUUUGCUGGUGUUUUAGCUGCUAUUGGUGGUUGGUGGUUAUUAAAACCAAAAAAGGAAAAACAUUAA